Molecule: messenger RNA, 915 nt
Organism: Drosophila mauritiana
Lineage: Eukaryota; Metazoa; Arthropoda; Insecta; Diptera; Drosophilidae
Product: probable histone-lysine N-methyltransferase set-23
Exons: 2
Coding region: 85-894 (269 amino acids)
Cellular component (GO): nucleus
Molecular function (GO): zinc ion binding; histone methyltransferase activity; protein binding
Source: RefSeq, a predicted model, not a curated record
AGUGGAAUAUUCUUCAGUAAGCGCAACAUCCAUAAAAUGGGCAAUCAAGUAUCGUACUAGAAUGUAAUGUAAACAAACUUUGUAAUGGACGAAUCUGAACCAGCUCCGAAUGACGACUAUGAGCACCCAGAUGGACUCGAAUACAUAUUGGAAUCUGUUUUGAUGCCUAGCGAUGGAAGCAAAGAAUUCAAAUGUUUGGCGGACGAGUACAAUUCUGUUCUUUUGAAUCCCUGUCACUGCAAAGGAGCCUGCGAAAACAGCGAAGUCUGUCCACACGGAGGCCAAUAUGAGUUCACAGGAGAUGGCAGGGAAUUAAUUCUUCGGAAUUCCGCAAAUCCUGUCAUUGAGUGCAAUGACAUGUGCAAAUGCUGUAGAAACACCUGCUCCAAUCGGCUAGUGUACUCAGGCCCGAGGAAACAUUUGGAAAUAUUCGAUUCGCCUGAGUGCGGAUCCAAAGGACUACGGACUACAGUGAAAAUUCCAAAAGGAGGAUACAUUUGCGAGUAUGCUGGAGAACUUUUAACGGUUCCAGAGGCAAAACGACGCUUGUAUGUUAAUGAAAAACUUGGCCUGAUGAACUAUGUCCUGGUUCUUAAUGAAUACACCAGCGACAGGAAGCAACAGGUGACCAUCGUUGAUCCAUCAAGACGUGGAAACAUCGGACGCUACCUGAACCACAGCUGCGAACCGAAUUGUCAUAUAGCAGCUGUACGAAUAGACUGUCCCAUACCAAAAAUAGGUAUUUUCGCAGCAAGGGAUAUUGCGGCCAAGGAGGAGUUAUGCUUUCAUUAUGGCGGAGAAGGGCAGUAUAAAAAGGUGACAGAUGGAAAGACUUGCCUCUGUGGUGCUUCAAAAUGCACGGGUUUCAUGCCAAAUACUGAAAUAGAAGAAUAAAUAAUUUAUUAUUAAAGUUUA